GAUUCUCAGAAAGUGAGAGAGAGAUGGACGGCAUCGAGCAUCGUACGGUAUCGGUGAACGGCAUAAACAUGCACCUGGCGGAGAAAGGCGCGGGGCCCACUGUUCUCCUCCUCCACGGCUUCCCCCAGCUCUGGUACACGUGGCGCCACCAGAUCCAUGGCCUGGCAGCGCGCGGCUACCGAGCCGUGGCUCCAGACCUGCGCGGCUUCGGAGACACCGACGCCCCACCGUCCUCUGCAAGCUACACCGUCUACCAUAUCGUAGGCGACCUCAUUGCUCUCAUUGAUCUCCUCGGCCAGGAUCAGGUGUUUGUUGUUGGGCAUGACUGGGGCGCAAUCAUGGCAUGGUAUCUAUGCUUAUUUCGGCCGGAUAGAAUCAAGGCUCUGGUCAACCUCAGUGUUAAUUUCAUGCGGCGCCCUCCCGUCAAAACUGUUGAUGCACUGCAUUCCGUCCAUGGAGAAAACCAUUACAUGUGUAGAUUUCAGGAGCCUGGAGCAGCUGAAUCUGACUUUGCUUGCGUUGGUGCUGAGAAAAUAUUCAAGAUAGCGUUUACAUAUCGGCAUUCGGGUCCACUUAUUGUACCGAAAGAUGGAUUUGUAGCUUGGCCUGAUAAGGAACUUAACUUGCCUUCUUGGAUAUCGGAAGCGGAUGUCAGAUACUACGCCGAAAAAUUCAACAAGACAGGCUUUACUGGUGGAUUAAACUACUACAGAGCUUUAAACCUGAAUUGGGAGCUCACAGCACCAUGGGAUGGUUUUCAAGUGCAAGUGCCUACUAAAUUCAUUGUGGGAGACCUAGACCUGACUUAUCACACUCUUGGUGCCAAGGAGUAUAUACACAGCGAUGAAUUCAAGAAAGACGUACCGUUUCUAGAGGAUGUGAUUGUGAUGGAAGGUGUGGCCCAUUUUAUCAACGAGGAGAAGCCAGAUGAAAUAACAGACCACAUUUUUUCUUUCUUCCAGAAGUUUAAUUGACUCAGCUGUUUUAA
Messenger RNA from Magnolia sinica, 988 nucleotides. RefSeq lists its product as uncharacterized. The record is from RefSeq and is a predicted model, not a curated record. The transcript is spliced from 4 exons. The coding region runs from base 24 to 974 and encodes 316 amino acids. Lineage: Eukaryota; Viridiplantae; Streptophyta; Magnoliopsida; Magnoliales; Magnoliaceae. Gene Ontology annotation, molecular function: hydrolase activity.